Molecule: messenger RNA, 720 nt
Organism: Stegodyphus dumicola
Lineage: Eukaryota; Metazoa; Arthropoda; Arachnida; Araneae; Eresidae
Product: tigger transposable element-derived protein 1-like
Source: RefSeq, a predicted model, not a curated record
AUGGAGACUCUUCUUCUUAUUUGGAUAAAAGAGAAGGAAAUUGCUGGUGAUACGAUAACACAAGCUGCUAUAUGCCAUAAAGCCACUGCGAUCUUUGAAGACCUCGCAAAAGCCCAGAGAGACGAAGGAGGCGAAGGGACAUCAACACAAGAGGCCCCAACGUUCAAAGCAUCUCAUGGCUGGUAUGAACGAUUCAAGAAGAGAUCGGGUAUACAUAACGUGGUCAGGCAUGGGGAAGCUGCCAGCGCCGAUAAAAAAGCAGCGCAAGAAUUUAUCGAGGCCUUCAAAAAGUUAAUCCUCGAUGAAGGCUACAUCCCCCAACAAGUCUUCAACUGUGAUGAAACGGGGCUUUUCUGGAAGAAAAUGCCCCGUCGUACAUACAUCACAGAAGAAGAAAAGAAACUUCCUGGACACAAACCCAUGAAGGAUAGACUUACUCUUGCCCUAUGUGCGAAUGCCAGUGGGGAUUUAAAAAUAAAACCCCUACUGGUAUACCACUCAGAAAAUCCUCGUGCCUUCAAGGCACAUAAUGUGUCGAAGGAUAAGCUCGCCAUCUUUUGGAGGUCCAACGCCAAAGCCUGGGUCACGAGGCUUUUAUUUGUUGAGUGGGUUAAUUGCUGCUUCGGACCUGCAGUGAAAAAAUAUUUAGAGGAGAAUGGUCUUCCUCUAAAAUGCCUCCUUGUGCUCGACCAAUGCCCCUGCUCAUCCUCCUGGCCUUGA